GAAAUUUAAGGAUACUAUUUGUGGUAACAAAUGCUAAUCCUAGAACUUGAGGGGUCUCCAUGAGAAAAGCAGAACUUGAGCACCGAACAAAUUGAGCCAAGCUAGGGUUUUGCAAACAAUCGUCUCCCUGUUCACGUUCAAUUGAUUGAGAAGACUGACAAACAUGUCGAAGAAGAACGACUUAGGCCGAAGGAAAAGGCUACACGACUUCGAUCUAAGAAGAGAAAAAGAAGAGAAGGAAAAGAGGGAAAAGAAACUUCAAGCCAAGAAAAACAAGAUGAAAGUUGAUGGUAGCAGCAGUAAGAAGAAGAAGGGUGGUGGUGGAUUUCAAGUAGGAAAGAAAAAGUUGAAAACGAAGUUGACACCAUUGGCAAAAGCUCAAGCUGCCCAAGCAAUGGAGGUCGACAAAUGAGUUACAGAGAAGGGCCUCGAAUUGCAUCCUUAUCCUGCUGCAUAAUGCGCUCUGUGUUAAUGUUUGUGUCCUACGUGUUAGAUGGUUGUCCCUGAAGUCUCUCACUUUCUUGCAGUAAAAGAAUAGAGGUAAAAAACCGUAUAUUUAGGCUGGAGUUAGUUCUUGCUUUUCUGGUUUGAUCAGUAGUUGAAGCUUAAUUGUAAGAACAGAUCACCAUCUGAUGGUUUGAAACAGAAAACUUUUAUUGUUGUUUUAUGUUCACUGUCAGUUUCCCAGUACUUGGAGCAUCUCAUCCUUCAUAGGAAAAUUCUCUCAGGUUAGUCCUUCUAUCAUAGUAUUAACUUGGUGUUGUCAGAAGAGAAAUUCUCCACCAGUAUCCAGUUCCACAGAUUUUUCUGGAUCCGAUAAUGAGAUCAGUUUUAGUCGGGGCGUGUGGUCACAAAGGGAUCAUAUCCGGGCUUAUGGGGCCCCAAACCCGGAUCCCCAAUGAGGUCACGUUAUGGGUUCCACAGGUCAUUUUCUCUUUUCCCAAUAUCUAAAGGCGUGGACGAGCACUAUAGAUCUCAAGGCGCGUGUGAUGAAGAAAUUUUCGCAUAUUGCAAUAAUACUUCUCGACUUUGGAUUAUUUACAUCUGCACCCCGCGUAUUUCCUUUUUUCAAUCCUUUUCACUUCUUAUUUACUACUGUCUAAUGAUUUUCUUAAACAGAAAAAAAGAAGAAGAUUGUAAUCAGAACAUGUGGGUCCAUAAUGAAUUUAUUGUUUUCUUUUGCAGCAAAUCCCAUAAGAUUAUCAUUUUAGUCCCACAAAUGCCUUAAAUCAUCUUAGUUAAAUAUCUCUACUUCAA
Sesamum indicum (sesame) is the source of this 1257-nucleotide messenger RNA. RefSeq lists its product as uncharacterized. The record is from RefSeq and is a predicted model, not a curated record. NCBI's taxonomy places the organism in Eukaryota, Viridiplantae, Streptophyta, Magnoliopsida, Lamiales, Pedaliaceae.